GUUGGGUCCAAAGGAAUGGCUGCUAUGGCUUCUGACAAGGCAGAUGGGCAGACCCAGUGGGAGUUUAGCUGUGACAUGGAGGUAGAUUAUGAGUCUGAAGAAAUUGCUUCUAUUGUCUAUAAUACAUUAGCUGUUGAUAAGGAGUUGCAACCAGACAAGGUAAAAAGGCAGAUGUCAGUAUCCAAUGGAAAGCUUUCAGUGCAUUUUGAGGCAGUUGAGGCAAGAUUUCUUCGAGCAUCAUAUAGUGCUUUUGUGGAUGUAUUGACACUUGCCACGAAAACAAUUGAAGAGUUUGGAAAAGGAAUGGAAUUGUAACAACUACAUGUACUUUGACCCGUUAACUUGGCUAGUGUUCUUCAUGAAACGAGAUGCAACUUUAUACUCUCAAAGCAUCUCCAUUGUAGUUUGAUUAGUGCUUGGAACCAAUAUCACGGAUAUUUGAAACGUUGUUCUAUUAUUUGUGGUGCGUAUCAAUUUGCAAUUUUCUGUUC
Messenger RNA from Fragaria vesca subsp. vesca, 491 nucleotides. RefSeq lists its product as uncharacterized. Gene Ontology annotation, cellular component: EKC/KEOPS complex. NCBI's taxonomy places the organism in Eukaryota, Viridiplantae, Streptophyta, Magnoliopsida, Rosales, Rosaceae. The record is from RefSeq and is a predicted model, not a curated record. The transcript is spliced from 4 exons. The coding region runs from base 16 to 315 and encodes 99 amino acids.